Molecule: messenger RNA, 957 nt
Organism: Mesorhabditis spiculigera
Lineage: Eukaryota; Metazoa; Nematoda; Chromadorea; Rhabditida; Rhabditidae
Source: the annotation of a GenBank genome assembly
AUGCGAAUUGGCUCGGUCGGCCUCUCCUCCUCCAACAUUGGCAACCGCAGCGCCGGGUCGUUUUGUAAAGAAUUAAAGGGCCUCAACAAGCGGCAGAUGCGGUUUUGCCGCAAGAACGUCGGGUUGAUGGACUCGGUGCGGAGGGGGGCGCAGAGCUCGUACACCGAAUGCCAAUAUCAGUUCCACAAAAGGAGGUGGAACUGUACUCUAAUCGAUCCGUUGACCCAUAAAGUCAUCGGUGAUGUUCUUCUGGCUGAGGGGACUCGCGAGAGUGCAUUUGUACAUGCGAUAUCGGCGGCUGGUGUCUCUUACAGAGUCACCCGUGACUGCGCCAAGGGCCUCAACGAAGGCUGUGGCUGCGAUCAGACACGACAUGAAAUUCCGGAACUAUCGACGGAAAGUGUCCACACAAUUGUCCCCAGGAAAUCCAACUCAUCCGCGCAAGCCGAGCAGACCGUCGUCAAUCUGCAUAACAACCGUGCUGGCCGGGAGGCACUCGGAGCCUCACUCCGUCGGGAAUGCAAAUGUCACGGCAUCAGCGGCUCUUGCGAGAUCAAGACUUGCUGGGAUGCGCUGCCAUCUUUCCGGGAAAUCGGCGCCACCAUCAAGGACAAAUUCGAUGGAGCGACGGCCGUUCAGAUCGUAAUGGAAGGGGAUAAGCCCCGAAUACAAGGCAAAACAAACCAGUACCGCCGUCAUACCAACGCCGAUUUGGUGUUCACUUCUGACUCGCCGGAUUAUUGUUUACCAAAUCCGAGUCUCGGGAUUCUGGGAACGAAGGGCCGAGAAUGUAACGCGACCAGUUACGGAACUGAUGGCUGCGAAUUGCUCUGCUGCGGCCGAGGCUACGAGCGCGAAGUAAAAGUUGUCCAAGAAAAGUGCAACUGCAAGUUCGUCUACUGCUGCAAGGUCGUCUGCGAGCAGUGCACGCGGUCCAUCGAAAGACACUAUUGCCUU